Molecule: messenger RNA, 1614 nt
Organism: Prunus armeniaca (apricot)
Lineage: Eukaryota; Viridiplantae; Streptophyta; Magnoliopsida; Rosales; Rosaceae
Source: the annotation of a GenBank genome assembly
AUGUUCUGGCAGCUAAGUUGCCAUGCUCAGGUGGCGGUGAUUUGGAUGCGACUUCGCAUAAAGAACCCAUCAGUCAAGUAUGUGGCCAUCCUGAAGCAACUAUCAGUGAAAUCUCAACUUAAGGCCAUUGACAACAUUACCGAGUCCAUCAUCAAAGUUACCAAGUGCUUCGUCGAGUACGUUGAACUGAUCCAGUCCAACUAUAUUUCAGAAGACACACCCCCUCUGUCAGAUGACAUUCUUCUCGCUGUGAACGUGGAUAACCCAGGGAAACUACUAAGCCACGCUUAUGAAAAUAAAGACGACAUCCCAUGGGAACUAACAAACUUGGCUGAUUUGCUUGAUAAAUGUCAUCCGUAUAUCGAGAAGAUGCGACAUGAGGAAUAUUAUAAGAAUCUGAUAUGCCUUUUCCAAGGCCCCCACCAGGACCUGGACAAUGUCAAGUAUUUACGGGCACUGAUUUCACAGAAGGCUGAUACACGACCACUCGAAAUUGGUACAAGCAAGUCAAGGUUUAAUAUUGAAAGGCUAAGGUGGAGGCAAGUGUUACUCUUGAUAUCUGAUCUUAGUCUUAGCAAUGAAGAGAUUGUGAUUCUUGAUCACAUCUACAAAGAACGGCAGAACAGGGCAGAAGUUGAGUGUGAGAUUGUUUGGCUCCCCGUUGUGGACGCAACCACUUGGGAUGAAGCAAAACGGUUUAGAUUUGAGGAGCUAAAGUCAAAGAUGCCGUGGUACGCUGUGCACGACCCUCUAAUAAUUGAGCCACCGGUGAUCAAGUUCAUCAGAAACGAUUGGCAUUUCGACAAGAAGAUGAUUAUAGUGUCCUUGGAUCCACAAGGAAGGGUGUCCUCCCUGAAUGCCAUCCACAUGCUGUGGGUAUGGGGCAAUCUGGCUUUCCCUUUCACUGAUGAGAAAGAUCAGGCACUGUGGAAUGCAGAGAGCUGGAGACUCCAGCUCGUUGCCGAUGGCAUUGAUCCAACCAUACUGGACUGGAUACAGGAAGGGAAAUAUAUAUGCUUGUAUGGAGGUGAUGAUUUGGAAUGGAUUCGGAAGUUCACGAAGAGAGCAAAAGCUGUUGCAAGACUUGCUGUUAUCUCCUUGGAACUGCUUUAUGUAGGAAGAAGUACAGCAACCAGGGAGCAGAUCAGGAAAGUGAACAAAGUCAUUAAAACAGAGAACCUCAGCCGGUUCUGGCCUGAUUACACAUCCAAUUGGUUCUUUUGGUCCCGAAUGGAUAGCAUGCGGUGCUCCAAGGCUAAACACCACAAGACUGUAGAGAAUGAUGAGAUACUGAAGGAGGUCAUGACUUUGCUGAGCUAUGAUGGAAGUGACCAAGGAUGGGUUAUGGUGUGGAGAGGCUCAAAUGAGACGGCCAGAGCCAAUGGACAGCUCACUCUCCUCACCUUGGAUGACUUUGAAGCCUGGAAAAAUCAAGCGGCUCAAUCAGACUUCGUGACUACACUCAAAGAUGAACAGAUACGGUGCCACACGCCAUACCACUGCAUCCGUUUGACCAUUCCAGGGUUCGGUCCAGACAUUCCGGACACAGUGGAGUGCUCGGAGGGUGGCCGUGAAAUGGAGAAGUUCAUCAUCUACCGCUGCUGUCACGAUUGA